Leopardus geoffroyi (Geoffroy's cat) is the source of this 1512-nucleotide messenger RNA. RefSeq lists its product as uncharacterized. The record is from RefSeq and is a predicted model, not a curated record. Gene Ontology annotation, biological process: virion assembly. The transcript is spliced from 2 exons. The coding region runs from base 517 to 1512 and encodes 331 amino acids. Lineage: Eukaryota; Metazoa; Chordata; Mammalia; Carnivora; Felidae.
UCCCUGGUGGUCUUUGGGGAUCACGAAUUCUGGGCAUAACAUUUGGGGGCUCGUCCGGGAUCCCCAAGACCCCCGAGGGUCCCCCGACCCGGAGAGCCUGACUGGCCAUGGUUAGUGUCUGUCCGUUUGUUCUGUCUUUUCUGUGUGAGCUCAUUUCUGGAAUUCUGGUAGUGCCCGACGUGGUCUAAGUGGACGCACUGGAGGACCACGGGCCGGGAGUUUCGGAAGACGUUCUGAUUCUCCCUUCUGGAGGGACGUGGCAUCCCCUCAAAGGUCUGAGAUGAGGCGGGUCGCUCCCGCUGGUUGGCGUGAGGCCGUCAUCUUUGGAGGGACAUGGAAUCCCCUCAUCGGUUUUGGAGGGAUGUGGAAUCCCCUCAUCGGUUUUGGAGGGACAUGGAAUCCCCUCAAAGGUCUAAGCUAGCUUGCAGUUUUGCUUCCAUGGAAUUGGAAGACUUUCUAGGGGCCCUCUGUUUGUCUGUUUUUGUGUUUCUCUGUUUUGUUCUGUGAACUUACUGGAUGGACGUUAUGGGACAGACUCAGACUACUCCUCUAAGUAUUAUGAUUGAUCACUUUAAGGAUGUGAGGGGAAGAGCUAACAACCUCAGUGUGGAAGUUCAAAAGGGUCGGUUGCAGUUUUUUUGUUCUAGCGAGUGGCCAACUUUCAAUGUCGGAUGGCCACCAGAGGGGACCUUCGACCUCCCCACCAUCCACCAAGUCAGGAGUAUCAUCUCUCGGCCUAAGACGGGUCAUCUUGAUCAGCUCCCUUACAUUAUCACUUGGCAGGACCUUGUAGAAGACCCACCCUCUUGGCUUAAGCCCUUCCUAGCCCCGCUCCCUCCAGAGCCAAAACCCAUUCUUGCUUUGCAGGGGACAAAGAAGAAGAAAAGUCUUAUCCAGCCUUCAGCACCCCUCUACCCUGUCUUACAGGGGGGUACUGAAGAAGAAUUAAUUUUUCCUCCCCCAUAUAACCCCUCUAGGAUGCCGGAAGAACACCAUCCUCCCCCUCCGGGGGAGGCAGACACUGUUCCGAGAGUGGGAGGCAGAAACGCUCCAGUGGGAAGCCCGCCCUUUACCAGACAAAGGGCUCAGAGAGAGCAAUCCGCCUCCACCGCCAACUCCACUCUUCUGCCGCUGCGAGCCACCGGACCCCCAGAUGCGGAGGGGAAUCAGCCCCAUCACUAUUGGCCUUUUGCCACUAGUGACCUCUACAAUUGGAAAGCUCAGAAUCCUAAGUUUUACGAGAAACCGGCAGGGCUUAUUGAUUUAUUAGACUCUGUUCUUUUUACCCAUCAGCCCACGUGGGACGAUUGCCAGAAGCUUUUGCAGGUCCUGUUCACAACUGAAGAAAGAGAAAGAAUCCUCAAUGAGGCCCAAAAACUAGUUCCGGGCACAGACAGGAAUCCCACCACCAACCAGGCUCAGAUAGAUGCCUUCUUCCCCUUAACUCGGCCCCAGUGGGAUUUCAACACAGCAGAAGGUAAGGAGAGGCUGACUUACUGGCGGUACCCGUAA